ACUCCCGCACAACAGUCCAGCGCUCUAUCCAUUGAGCUAACCGGGAGGCGGAAUUCGAACUUCCGCCUGCUCUUGAAGGAUCACUGGAGAGUCUCGAGAGGGAGCAGCGGAGUAAAGGGCCUGAUGGCACGGACACCGACACGCGGGUAUAGAGCAAGUAUCAUAGCAUGCUUUACACCCUGGCAGCAGCGGUUUCAUUUUUCCAAAAACCGCUAACCGCCUCUUGUGAAGUAUCAGAAGCUGCUUGUGUGCUGAACUCGCUGACACCUUUUCUUUUCAUCGCAGACACUUUAUUCAUACAUUCGCCUAUUGACGACAAGUUUGCUAAAAUAGCCUUGUAACAGAAGCUCCUUAUCGAUGGGUCGUAAUACUUUGGUCAAGAUAGUUAUAUCUCUCUGUAAAAUGAAGGAUAGAAAUGUGUUUAAAUAAAGUAGGGAGGGUAGUCACAUAUGACCCAGACCCCAAGUGUCGCGUGAAGAUCGCGUGACGAAAAUGAGUGACGCUGUCAUGCAUGUUUCUCUAUCAUGUGACUCUCUCCCCAUUGCAAACGGCCGAUUCGAAGGAACAUUUAAAAUUAGAAUUGAGCGAUAUGCUUGUCCCACCUGUAGCAAAUGAUAUCCAAAACGGUGACCACCAUCCAGAUGGUGCAUCGAAAGAGGAUCUCUUUGAAAGUAAUGACGAAAUUAUACAAAGAGGUGAGCACUAUUCUCCUGAGGAGUUGCAAAAGGGUUUAACCGUAUUCACGGCCGCAGUUUUCAUCAUCGGAGAGAUGGCUGGGAGUGGAGUCUUGGCUCUUCCUGCUGCCAUUGUUGGAGCCGGUUGGACAGGAUUCGGUUUGCUCGUUUUGUGUUGUUUUGCCUCAGGUUACUGUGGAACGGUUCUUGGGAGAUCGUGGGCGACUCUGCGUGAAAGGUAUAGCGAGUACAAGGGACACGUACGAUACCCGUACUCAGCCAUCGGAGAGAAGGCUUAUGGAAGAUGGGCAUCAGUGGCUGUGACUGUCUGCAUCAACAUCACACUAAUCGG
This is a messenger RNA of Stylophora pistillata, 1026 nucleotides long. RefSeq lists its product as uncharacterized. Gene Ontology annotation, molecular function: L-amino acid transmembrane transporter activity. NCBI's taxonomy places the organism in Eukaryota, Metazoa, Cnidaria, Anthozoa, Scleractinia, Pocilloporidae. Gene Ontology annotation, biological process: amino acid transmembrane transport. The record is from RefSeq and is a predicted model, not a curated record. Gene Ontology annotation, cellular component: vacuolar membrane.